Aethalodelphis obliquidens (Pacific white-sided dolphin) is the source of this 5374-nucleotide messenger RNA. RefSeq names its product phospholipase C eta 2 (gene PLCH2). NCBI's taxonomy places the organism in Eukaryota, Metazoa, Chordata, Mammalia, Artiodactyla, Delphinidae. Gene Ontology annotation, molecular function: phosphatidylinositol-4,5-bisphosphate phospholipase C activity; calcium ion binding. The record is from RefSeq and is a predicted model, not a curated record. Gene Ontology annotation, biological process: phosphatidylinositol-mediated signaling; phosphatidylinositol metabolic process; release of sequestered calcium ion into cytosol.
CCAUCGGGGACAGCAGGUGAGAGGCCAGUGCCAGAGGCGCCUGGGAGCAGCCCUGCGGGGGGCCUCGGUGGGCAGUGAGGGGGAGGAAGAAGCCGAGGAGAGAAGGGGGCCCCGUGGAACCCCCGGGCUGCCUGCACCGCCUGACCUGCCGCUGAGGUGGGGCUGGGGGCUGGCCCUCUCUGGCCUCCGUGAGCCCACCCCUGGCCAUCAUCGGGGCAUGUCUGUCCCCUGGCCAUUUAACCCCAGCCGGACCGAGGGAAUGGUGGCCUGCCGGGCGGAGGCUCUCCUCUGGGUGGGCGGCAGCGUGGCUGUGUCCUCGCAGUGGCAGCUUGGCCCACUAGUGGAGCGAUGUAUGAGUGCCAUGCAGGCGGGGACGCAGAUGGUGAAGCUCCGUGGCGGCUCCAAGGGCCUGGCCCGCUUCUACUUCCUGGACGAACAUCGCUCCUGCAUCCGCUGGCGGCCCUCACGCAAGAACGAGAAGGCCAAGAUCUCCAUCGACUCCAUCCAGGAGGUGAGCGAGGGGCGGCAGUCAGAGGUCUUCCAGCGCUUCCCCGAUAGCAGCUUCGACCCCAGCUGCUGCUUCAGCAUCUACCACGGCAGCCACCGAGAGUCGCUGGACCUGGUCUCGCCCAGCGGCGACGAGGCGCGCACCUGGGUCACCGGCCUGCGCUACCUCAUGGCUGGCAUCCGUGACGAGGACAGCCUGGCCCGCCGCCAGCGCACCCGGGACCAGUGGCUGAAGCAGACGUUUGACGAGGCCGACAAGAACGGCGACGGCAGCCUGAGCAUCGGGGAGGUCCUGCAGCUGCUGCACAAGCUGAACGUGAACCUGCCGCGGCAGAGGGUGAAGCAGAUGUUCAAGGAAGCAGACACAGAUGACCACCAGGGGACACUGGGCUUCGAGGAGUUCUGUGCCUUCUACAAGAUGAUGUCCACCCGCCGGGACCUCUACCUGCUCAUGCUGGCCUACAGCGAGCACAAAGACCACCUGGACGCCGCCGACCUGCAGCGCUUCCUGGAGGUGGAGCAGAAGAUGACAGGCGUGACCCUCGAGAGCUGCCGUGACAUCAUCGAGCAGUUUGAGCCCUGCCCGGAGAACAAGAGUAAGGGGACCAUGGGCAUUGACGGGUUCACCAACUACACUCGGAGCCCCGCUGGCGACAUCUUCAACCCGGAGCACCACCGCGUACACCAGGACAUGACGUGGCCGCUGAGCCACUAUUUCAUCACCUCGUCUCACAACACCUACCUCGUGGGCGACCAGCUCAUGUCCCAGUCGAGGGUGGACAUGUACGCCUGGGUCCUGCAGUCCGGCUGCCGCUGCGUGGAGGUGGACUGCUGGGAUGGGCCUGACGGGGAGCCCAUUGUGCACCAUGGCUACACUCUGACCUCCAAGAUCCUCUUCAAAGACGUCAUUGAAACCAUCAACAAAUACGCCUUUGUCAAGAACGAGUAUCCAGUGAUUCUGUCCAUCGAGAACCACUGCAGUGUCGUCCAGCAGAAGAAGAUGGCCCAGUAUCUGACCGACAUCCUUGGGGACAAGCUGGACUUGUCAUCAGUUAGCAGCGAGGAUGCCACCACGCUACCCUCUCCACAGAUGCUCAAGGGCAAGAUCCUGGUGAAGGGCAAGAAGCUCCCAGCCAACAUCAGCGAGGACGCUGAGGAGGGCGAGGUGUCUGAUGAGGACAGUGCAGACGAGAUCGAUGAGGACUGCAAGCUCCUCAACGGGGAUGCCUCCACCAAUCUGAAGCGUGUGGAAAACAUUGCCAAGAGGAAACUGGAUUCCCUAAUGAAGGAGGCGAAGAUUCGGGACUGCGAAGACCCCAGUGACUUCACCGCGUCCACACUGCCUCCGCCUGGCAAACUCGGGCACACGGCAGAGGCCAAAAAGGUGGGAGCCCCGAGGCAGGCGGGGUCGGCCUGCAGCUGGGAGAGGGGCCGGAGCGUGAGGUUUCUGCAUAGCUGUGCACACACACCUGCACACACACACACCUGCCCCCCCCCAACCUGGCCACACACACAUACCUGCACACACACACACACCUGCACGCACACACCUACACCGCCCCUCCGGGCAGCCAGCCGGCGGGUGGGAGACAGCACUCCCCAGGGGGCGGAGGAGGGGGUGGGGGGUGGCCCCGUGGCUGUCCCUACCCCUCUGCCCUCCUUGGCCGGGCCUGGGGGGGCCUCGCAGCUCGCCCUUGAGCUCCAGGCUCCCUGCUCGGCGGUUCUGCUCAUUUCCUGGGCACUGGAGGAGUGUCGCACGGCACGUCGUGGGGAGCUGACACGGGCGCACGAGCAAGCGCUGUUCUCAGGCCUCUGCUCCCCGCACACUUCCUCCACGCCCCUCCCAUCUCCCUCCCUUCCAGGAAGGCGGCCUGGGGCCUCUGGGGGGAGCUGCCCAUCCCAACCCAGCCCCGCUGCCUGUCUCUCCUCCCAGGCCGAGGAGGCCGGAACCAGCAGACAGAACAGCCGGCUCCUCGCGCGCAGCGUCUCGAAGCGCAAGAAAAAGAGCAGCAAGCUGAAGAAGGCGGCCAGCGUGGAGGACGGGGACGAGGGCCCGGACGCCCCGGGCAGCCAGAGCCGAGGGGCCACCCGGCAGAAGAAGACCGUGAAGCUGUCCCGGGCCCUCUCAGACCUGGUCAAAUACACCAAGUCCGUGGGCAUCCACGACGUGGAGAUGGAGGUGGCGUCCAGCUGGCAGGUGUCUUCCUUCAGCGAGACCAAGGCCCAGCAGAUCCUGCAGCAGAAGCCGGCUCAGUACCUGCGCUUCAACCAGCACCAGCUCUCUCGCAUCUACCCCUCCUCCUACCGAGUGGAUUCCAGCAACUACAACCCGCAGCCCUUCUGGAACACCGGCUGCCAGAUGGUCGCCCUGAACUACCAGUCGGAGGGGCGGAUGCUCCAGCUGAACCGGGCCAAGUUCAGCGCCAACGGCAGCUGUGGCUACGUGCUCAAGCCCCAGUGCAUGUGCCAGGGCGUCUUCAACCCCAACUCCGAGGACCCUUUGCCCGGUCAGCUCAAGAAGCAGCUGGUGCUUCGGAUCAUCAGUGGACAGCAGCUCCCCAAGCCGCGGGACUCCAUGCUGGGGGACCGAGGGGAGAUCAUCGACCCCUUCGUGGAGGUGGAGGUCAUUGGGCUCCCCGUGGACUGCAGCAAGGAGCAGACGCGCGUGGUGGACGACAACGGAUUCAACCCCAUGUGGGAGGAGACCCUGGUGUUCACGGUGCACAUGCCUGAGAUAGCGCUGGUGCGCUUCCUCGUCUGGGACCAUGACCCCAUUGGGCGUGACUUCAUAGGCCAAAGGACGCUGGCCUUCAGCAGCAUGAUGCCAGGCUAUCGGCACGUGUACCUGGAGGGGAUGGAAGAGGCCUCCAUCUUUGUCCACGUGGCCGUCAGUGACAUCAGUGGUAAGGUCAAGCAGGCUCUGGGCCUAAAAGGCCUGUUCCUCCGAGGCCCAAAGCCCGGCUCCCUGGACAGUCAUGCUGCUGGGCGGCCCCCGCCCCGGCCCUCUGUUAGCCAGAGGCUCCUGCGGCGCACGGCCAGCGCCCCAACCAAGAGUCAGAAGCCAGGCCGCAAGGCCUUCCCAGAGCUGGUCCUGGACCCGCAGGACCUGGGCUCUGAGGGGGAGGCCAGCGACGCGGCACCUUCCAGCCCCAGCCCCGCUCCCGAGGCCCCGGCCCCGGAGGAGCUGGGCAGCCGCAGCCCUCGAGACGCCCACCCCUUCUCCUCCCUGUGCAGCCUGGAAACCAUUGCUGAGGAGCCAGCCUGGGGUCCUGGCCCCCCACCGCCGGGGGCCGUCUCCCCCAGCCACGCCCCUGGAGGGCCCCAGUGCUCUGCGGGGCCCGGCACCAGCUCGGCGAGCCCCCCAAGGGUGGCUCUGGGAGCUUCCGGGCCCCUCCAGCUCGGGACCGGGAGCCAAGGGAACGCUGAGCCAGCCCCUGAAAGCAGGCAGUCGGCGUGCCACGGCGGGGGCCCUGCUGGGGCCUGCAAGGGCGCCCCCGGUAGCCAGACGGACGGCAGGGGCCACCCCCGGGCUCUGGGCCACGUGCUCAGAAGGGCCAGGAGCGAGGGGCAGGUCCCCUCGGAGUCCCUGGGUGGACGGUGGCCCCUGGCCAGGCCCCGCCCCGUCGUGUCCUUGGAUGCCACUGGCGGUGACCAGCUAUGGCAGGCGCUGGAGCCAGGCAGCCACUGUGGCAGCGUGUCCCCGUCCUCCAGCCUGUCGUCUGGUGACACGGCCAUCGACCUCUCCCUGCAGGGCCUGGGCUUGGGACUUGACAGCCUCCCGGGGGCCCCGGCGGGACGCCUGCCCCUGUGGCCCUGCUUGGCCUCCGCCACCUGCCUGGACCUGCCCGCUGUGACCAAGAGCAAAUCCAACCCCAACCUGCAGGCUGCUGGCCAGCUGCCUGUGGAGCCUGACGAGCUGCAGCCCCGCCCCCUGGCCCCAUGGCCACCCUGGGCCCACCACCCCCUGGUGGGCCUCCCGGACUGCACUGUGGCUGCCAAGUCCAAGAACCUUGGGGACCUGACCGUGGACGACGUUGCACCCGCGUGGAGAGCCCGGGCCGUGGCCUGGGCCUGGCCGGGGGAGAGGCCGGCAGGGCGGGGGGCGCGGCUGGACGCCCCGACGGAGCAGCUGCGCAGGCUCACGGGGUUCCAGCAGGCUGGGGGCAUCACGUUGCCCACCAGCGGGGGCCCGGCUGGGGAGGGGGGGGCAGCGGGGGCCCCCGGCUUCCUGCGGCGUUCCUCCUCCCGCAGCCAGAGCCGUGUGCGCGCCAUCACCAGCCGGGCCCAUCGGGCCCGGGAGCGGCAGCAGCGGCUGCAGGGCCCGAGGGGCUCCCCAGAGAAGGAGCGGGGCACCCCUGAGGGCGCCUGCUGCGUGGGCCAAGAGGGCUGUGGGGAUGUGCCGGCCCCCGCCAAGGGCACCACCAACCAGCUGUCAGGUGCUGCCGCCACUGGCCUCCUGCUGCAGCCCAGGGCUAGGCGGGGCCCGCGUUUGCUCAGGUUGCGGAGCUGCUGCCCCCGAGGCUGCCGCCUGUCCGGUGUGGCUGUGCCCCUCGGCCCUGCCCCUCCUCCUGGGAGGAAGGAGCCCACCCUGGGGCAGGGCAGAGUUUUCACGAUCUUUUAAGAUCCACGUACACAUAGAAAGAUACUUAAAUUUUUAGAGGCAAAGCUUCUACAAUAAGAAAAUGGUGCCGUGUCCUUUUCCACUUUCCCCUGGUUUCAGCCGCGGGGCGUGUGCGGGCGCGCGUCUGCCGGGCCCUGCCAUGCGAGGCGCCCAGUGACCUGGAGCGUGGCCUCCCCGGCCCGACUGCUGGCUUGUUCUGCACACACUGCUCUGUACGGGACAUUGUAGACUCUUGUAAACUCCUGA